AUGUCGAUCCCCGUGGUAACCACCAUUGAGCUCCAGUCGCUGCCCAAGCUGACCAGCGGCAAGGUCCGCGACCUGUAUGAGAUUGAUGACAAGACGCUGCUAUUCGUUACCACCGACCGCAUUUCGGCAUACGAUGUCAUCAUGGCCAAUGGUGUUCCCCAGAAGGGUGCCAUCCUCACACAGCUCACGGCUCACUGGUUCAAGGUCCUCAAGGAGCGGAUCCCAGACCUCAAGACGCACUUCAUCAGCCUCACCCCUCCUCCCUCGGUCAGCGACCAAGACAAGGCCUUGAUCCGGGGCCGUAGCAUGCAGGUCCGGAGGCUCAAGGUUUUCCCCAUCGAAGCUAUCGUCCGUGGCUAUAUUACUGGUAGCGCCUGGAACGAAUAUCAGAAGACGGGUACCGUCCACGGCAUCUCGGUGCCUGCCGGUCUCCAGCAAUGCUCUCCCUUUCCCAAGCCCCUGUACACCCCGAGCACCAAGGCCGAGCUGGGCGACCACGACGAGAACAUUUCCCCCGAAAAGGCCGCCGAAAUUGUUGGGGAAAAGUACGCGGCGCGCAUUGAGGAAUUGGCUCUCAAGGUUUACACCACCGCCGCCGAGUAUGCACGGGAGCACGGCAUUAUCAUUGCCGACACCAAGUUCGAAUUCGGCCUGGACGAGGAGACGGACGACAUUGUGCUCAUUGACGAGGUCUUGACCCCUGACUCGUCGCGCUUCUGGCCGGCCAGCGAGUACGAGGUUGGACGGGACCAGGACAGUUUCGACAAGCAGUUCCUGCGCAACUGGCUCACUAAGGAGGGCUCAAGGCCAAGGACGGCGUCGAGAUGCCUCAGGAGAUUGCCCAAGCUACGAGCGCCAGGUACAAGGAGGCUUUCAAGCUGCUUACGGGCAAGACGCUGGAGGAAGCCCUUGCUGAGCUUUAAGCGAUCUCCGAUAUGUGGUUCGUUUUGUUGGGUUUACGGUUUGCUAUUAUUGGGUCGGUAUUUUGCUAAGAAAAGGAGGUCUGGGGAAAGACUAUCAAAAGGUUCGACACUGCGGCGGAAUUACCGGAUACGCUUGAAAAGGUAUCGCGCAGAAGGCUGGGAAUGGGUAUACUAUACACAGAAACAGACGAGGCGUGCGGGUUGCACUAUCUAG
Molecule: messenger RNA, 1137 nt
Organism: Sordaria macrospora k-hell
Lineage: Eukaryota; Fungi; Ascomycota; Sordariomycetes; Sordariales; Sordariaceae
Biological process (GO): 'de novo' IMP biosynthetic process
Cellular component (GO): cytoplasm
Molecular function (GO): phosphoribosylaminoimidazolesuccinocarboxamide synthase activity
Source: RefSeq, a predicted model, not a curated record